Messenger RNA from Osmia lignaria (orchard mason bee), 830 nucleotides. RefSeq lists its product as uncharacterized. Gene Ontology annotation, cellular component: extracellular region. Gene Ontology annotation, molecular function: chitin binding. Lineage: Eukaryota; Metazoa; Arthropoda; Insecta; Hymenoptera; Megachilidae. The record is from RefSeq and is a predicted model, not a curated record.
CCUCGACGACAAAACUCGAUACAACCUUUAUCCACAGCUCUAGCCGAUCGUUCGCAACGAAACAUCGAUCCCGAUCAAUUAUGAUUCGACGAACGUAUCUAAUCACCCUCUUGAUCGCUGUGUUUGCUAUCGUUUGGACUUUUCCACAACAACCGAAAUUAAGCAGAAGGCCCGUUCCAGAGUUCAAGAACAAGACCGGCGGCUUAGAACUUCCGGCUAACGCGACGAUGAUUCGGGAGAACAUCGUGGACAAUUUUUCUUGUCAGGGUAGGAUUUACGGUUACUAUGCCGAUAUGGACAACGAUUGCCAAAUUUUCCACGUUUGCAUGCCGCAAGCUAGAAGCGCGACCAGAUGGAGCUUCAUUUGCCCAGCGGAAACUGUGUUCAAUCAGGCUACGUUCGUUUGCAUGAGAACGGAGAAUUCUAUACCGUGCGAGGAAUCUGAGAAGUUUUACGAAUUGAACGAGGCGAUCGGCAAGGAAGUGGAAGAGGAGGAAAGCGAUAUGGAGCAAUCGACGAAGGAAUCGGAUACCGUGGAAGUUAUCUCUAACAAACCACCAGCAAGGACAUCGAGGAUUUUGAAACGGAAGAAGACGUCGCGACAACAGUGAUUCUUUCCAUUCGAUAAUGGAUAGUGCGAGGAAUAGUUUUGGAAACUUGUGAACUGUCGGAGGAAAGAUCAGUUGUGUCUCCUUGCCUAAAUUAAGUUAGCUUAAACGCUUCAAAGUUCCGAGUAUCAUUGUAAAUCUGUGGCAACGUGUGAAUUUAUUGUACAUAGUAGAGGUACACAUCUGUAAUACUGAUAAUAAAAGUAUCUAUGAUUAAGGUAA